AUGUCAUCGCGAGGCAUAACCCCGGAGAGUCCGUGUCCACGACUGUGUCAUCUGGUCAAGUGGCCCGACUUCGACGGCUAUGGAUUCAAUUUGCACGCCGAGAAGGCCAAGAGCGGGCAGUACAUCGGCAAAGUGGACGACGACUCGCCCGCACAGUUGGCCGGACUCCGUGAGGGCGACCGCAUAAUUGAGGUGAACCUGGUCAAUAUUGCCAAUGAGAACCACCGACAGGUCGUCGAGCGCAUCAAAUCCAUCCCCAAUGAGACCAAACUG
Molecule: messenger RNA, 273 nt
Organism: Oppiella nova
Lineage: Eukaryota; Metazoa; Arthropoda; Arachnida; Sarcoptiformes; Oppiidae
Source: the annotation of a GenBank genome assembly